Messenger RNA from Planococcus citri (citrus mealybug), 3099 nucleotides. RefSeq lists its product as uncharacterized. NCBI's taxonomy places the organism in Eukaryota, Metazoa, Arthropoda, Insecta, Hemiptera, Pseudococcidae. The record is from RefSeq and is a predicted model, not a curated record. The transcript has 7 exons. Gene Ontology annotation, molecular function: RNA polymerase II cis-regulatory region sequence-specific DNA binding; DNA-binding transcription factor activity, RNA polymerase II-specific. Bases 142 to 1833 code for a protein of 563 amino acids. Gene Ontology annotation, biological process: regulation of transcription by RNA polymerase II.
AAAUUAGACGUAAUUAAACGCGCUACCGAAGAAGCAGCGUUGAAUGAAUUCGAAAGUCGAUUGUUUUUGCGUAAUCACUAUGCGAAUUGCGGACAAAACAAUUCGUUUUUAAAUUUCGCUCAAAAAGUGUACAAUAAGGCGAUGCUGAUGAUCACAGAUUAUAUUUGUUCACCGGAUUGGUCAAUGUUUUACGACGAAGGUAAUAGUACAAUUUGGCAAUUGAAGAAUAUUAUUCAGAAUGAAGUCAUCAUGGCUUCCUCGGCAUUCACUCACAGUUACCAUACAAACUGCGCUAGUAUGUUCUUCAGUAUCAGAGAUGAAGUGAGUGCCCUAUUCACCACCUACGAAUUUACUCUGAUGCUACAGAAAUUUACCUACUUUCAUCGUACCUACGUAAAAUCUAUUUUCAUACAGAUCCUAUCGAUGAUUGAAUCUUGGUCGAACGCACUCUACGUUUACUCAAACUACAUCUCAGCUGCUCUAUCCGAUAUAUUCAACGAUAAAAUGAAGAUGAUCAUCAGCAAAUAUCAAUAUUACCCAAGCAACAAUUCAUUCAAAUGGUUAUGCGACGAAUUGAUGUUAAACUGCGGAUACAAUCAUUGGGAUCACAUUCAAACACAUCCAAGUGAUGAAAAUCAAUUCUGGUUCAUCAACGAAACGAUGAAAUUGCAUUUUUUCGAAGAACCAUUCGUAACUCACUGCCCUUAUGAAUAUCCUGGACAAUCAGAAGAAGAACUCGUUGUAAUGUUAUCACAAUGGUUAUUUCGAGAAUCCAUCAAUCAACUGCAAUCCGACACCAAACGUUUGGUACUUUCCGAGUACGAUGCGGCCAUUUCCGAAGAUCUGAGAGUAUUACGCAAAGAACAACUUUCUAGCUACUUGAACAAACCAGUAAUUAAUUUAGAACUACAAAUGAAAACUUACAGUAAUGAUUUUUCGUUCAACUUCAACGUUUCCGAUGGUCCGCAUUAUUUCAUCCCCGAUGGGUUUUUUACUGAAUUGCAUCCUGGCACUAAAUCCGUCCACGAUUAUUUUCCUUAUCAAUGCGGUGAAAACGAUAAUAAAAAUGAAGUAUCGAGGAACUUCAUGGAAUCUGAAACCUCGUCGAAUAUCGACCAAUAUUACGACGACGAAAGAAGCAAUUUUGAUUUGAUCGAUUCUAUCGUUAGCAAUAAGGGUGUGGUUAACGAUACCGAAUAUGGAUGUAAAUUAUCAAAUAUCAAAGAAGAACUGGAAACGUACUGCACCAACGAUGCUAAAAUCAUGGACGAAGAUAGUAAAUCAAAUGCAUCUAAUGUAACUAUUCAGAAAACAGAAGAAACUCACGAUAAAACAUCACCUGUACCGAAGUUACAAAUUAAAGGAAGACACGAGGCACUGAAACACGACACGUAUCCUGCAGUUCAACAUAAGAAAAGAGGAAGACCUAAGAAAAUCGAAGAUUAUUCGUCAAAUGCGCCGAAAAAUGGUCAACACAAGUAUUCGCCGGAAGAUGUCCAGGAUUGUAGUAUCUGGAUUAGUGACAACUUUUUCGAAGUUGCUGGCAAUAAACCAGCCAUCGACAGAGCACGAAUGUACGAACUGUAUACGAAUUAUUGUCUAUUGAAAUUAUGCACUCCAGUUGAUCGAGCUUUGUUUGGAAAAAUAAUAAGGAAAGUUUUCCCUAAACUGAAAUCACGUAGAUUAAUUCAAAACCAAGUUUUGAAAUACCAUUAUGUAGGUUUAAAACCGAAAUACACCGAAUUAGAGCAAGCUUUGUUAUAUUCCGAUUCAACAAGCAUGAAUCCCAGUGAAAUAUUAGUAACGUAUGUUCCAGUCGAAGAGUCAAGAUAACAUAAUACGAGUACGAUUCACCUUCAUUCUAUCCCAAAUAUUCUCAAACGAAUCGAACGCAGGUCUGACAUCCAAAAUUGCAAAUUUAUAUUUGUCGUCAACUUUACCACCAUCGUAAUAAUCUAUCACGUAUCUGACAUCUUUACCACAUCUAUCUAUAAUCCAAUCGUGUCUAUCGAAAGGUAACUCGUAUCUGUAAUAAAGCAUUUUCAUCAGUACUUUUAAAAUACGAUAAGUCGAUAACCAAGUCAAAAAAAUCUGUAGGCUCAAAUACCCCAUCCAAUGACGAAUCCUAGCUCUCGGCGAGUAAUCUUUGGCUCUACCGCCGAAACUUUUCAACUGAGGGUUGGUACAUUCACGAGCAUGUAACGCUUCCCACUUAAGUACCUGCAGAAAAACUUUUCAUUAGACGUUAUUUUCGCUAUAAUUUAACGCAUGUUUCGUAAUACGUACUUCUUUCCACGCUUCUUCGUUAUUAACAUUAUGUAUUUUAAUUAUCACGUCCAUAUCUUGCGGAGACAAAUCGUCGUCCUUCCAUCGCCAUCCUUUUCUUAACAUAGCGUUCCAAAACAUCUAAACGCCAAUAAUAAUUCGGUCAUUCAUUUCAAACUAAAAUAUACACUCUAAAAAACACAGCAAACGUACUUGAGGCGAAGGAUAAACCCACACUUCUCCAUCGGUACCAGCUUUUGGUAUAGACGAAAGUUCUCGUUCUGUUGGCAAAGGAAAUGGUUGAUCUGGGGAUGGUUGUUGAUUGGGUGGUGGCAUCUAAAUCAAAAAAUUGGAUCAGUUACCUUAAAAAUAUAUCUUAACGUGUUCAAAAUUAUAUUUACCAUGUUCCUGGGGUCAACAUCGUCGUGUUUGAUGGGACAUCCACUGGCUUGAGCCUAGAAACCGUAAGUAAACGUAAGUGAUACACUAUGUAAGAUGUUUCAUCAUUGAUUCAAGAUAAAGCUCACUCACCGACACAGUAUUUUUCUGAUGCAUAGGACAUUCUUCCGGAGGAUUCAUCGUUGCCAGUUUAUGGUAAUCUUUAUUACUAAUGUGAACAUUGUCGGCUGAUUGUAUUUGUUGAGCGUGGACUGAUUUGAAAGGUUGAAGCAAAGAUUCUGUAUUUCCCAUCUAGAAGUAUUUAAAAUUAAAAUUCAAGAACAAAUUUACGAUUAUGAAUUGUGAAAUAGACUGGAGAUUUCAUACUUUGACUGUCUGCUGCUUUGAAUUCUUGAAAAAUGGGGAAGAGAAAAACCUUCAACCUAGCCAAAGUAA